UAGAUCUCACCCAUUUUACUUUAGCUAAAAAAGGUUAUCAUGUUAUGGAAGCGGACGAAGAGCACUCGGCGACGCAGCACAUCGAAGUCACGGCCGCUGCCGUGCCAGUUGGGGAUGCGUGCAUGUUUGGAGUACAAGAUUUCUCAUAUGUGAAUACAUGCCCGCAACGUACAUUGAAACAGUGCGUGACUGUGCAUCGACAUUGAAUAGGUUUGCAUGGGGUACACUAGAAAACAGAACAGUGCGCGUCGCAUUAAAUCGAUUCCGUGUUAGAGUAAGUCCAUUCUGCUUUAGAUCCAGCCGCAUACCCUCCAUUGCCGGAUAAAAAAAAGCAAGGAUCCAUUCGAGUGUCCAGUGUUCAUCUUCCCCACGCACCCCUCCAUUCCAUAUCCAGCGAGGCGGAAAGAUAAGCAGGGCAGUGAGUUCCUGUGGAAAUCCAUCGUUCCAAAACUUACGGAAACGGGGAUGAUACCUACGUCAAAUCUUCCGAUGGAUCCUGGUUCAGCAACCAUGGAAGGUAAGCGCUCUGAGAUUACGGAAGGGGAACGACCCUUGGCCCACGGAUACGUUCCUAUCCGCGUGGAUUGACCAUGGAUCCGGGUGGACCGGGUCGGAGGAUGCAGGCCAUGCACAAACCCAGGUCAAGGACGCCGGCCACGAGCAUGAAGCCCACGAUCUCGACCAAGGCGUGAACAGCCUGUACUAUUGCUGAGGCGAAGCAUGGCAAGACCAAGCUUGACGGCGACGGGAACGACCAGGAUGCGGGUGACGUACACGUAGCUUGAGGAAGCGGCUGGCUGGCCGCGGGAAUGCAAAACGCGGCAAGCACAGACGAUGGCCACCUGGAUUUGCUCAUCAUGGCAUGCACAGUCUUCCACAUGGCUUUCUUCUCAGACGUUGUCGCUGGCCGCCAGAAUGCAUAACUUGGUGUUGGCAGCCACGGCGGACGUGGUGUCGCUGCGACACGGCAAGCUCAGACGAUAACCAGGGCGAACAUAGUCUUCCUAGUUCAUCCCGGCUUUGUUUCAUGUAGCAAGCAGAAGACUGUGAAGGAAAUUGCAUGAACUUAGAAGAGGAUUGGGGGAAGGAUUGGUGGGGAAGAACUGGUGUCCAGGGGAAGAAGGGUCUUGAUGGGGAGAAGAAAGGGUUGGGGCGCCCGUGGAUUGAGUGGAUUAUUGGGUCUUGGGUGGUUGGGCGCUGGUGGUUGAGCUCGAUUGGGCAUGGGUGUAAUGUCUGACAAUGUCAGUGCCAGAAAACAGACCUAGAUACAGAGCAUGCAUGUGAGAGAUACAUGGCGAAUAAACUUCUAAUACGGACUGCCUAAUAUAGGAGAUGUGAAUCCCGAGGCUAGUUAAUGGGUCAGAUUUUGAUGGGUGGAGUCGCCGGGUGCUCCACUGCUCCUACGCACUUUCGAUCAUGUUAUCUACUAUAACUGGGAGUAAUCUUCUUGUGAAAGCCUUGUGACUUGUAUAAUAAUUAGCUCUUGGAAUGGGAAAAUCUCAGAAGAGGACUAACUUCUGGAAAAAUUAAAUUAUACUGCAUGCGAGCAGAUAUUUUAUUUUAUAAAUGUGCAACCCUGACAAACAUGAUUAUACUGUAGGAGUACUUGUUUCUUCCUACAGCUACUUAACAUCAUAUAUGUCUUCUAUUAAGUGCAGCUAAAUGUUAGGAACAAGUCGGCUGCUGCUGAGUGCUUCUUGCGCACUGAACUCUGUUUAGAAGACAAAUCACACGCCAAGAGAAUCUCGGGAUGUGGUGUGCGGGCAGAAAUAAUGCUGGGAGCAGGGGCGUAUGUGCAAAAGCUACCACUGGAGGUCCGGAGCCCACCACGGCGCACGCGCACGAACGGACUCCCCCUGAGCUCUGGACUCGACCGUGUGGGGAAAGGGGAUGAGUGCCGGGGAUCCCGCCGGCGAUGCGGGGCCCAGCUCCCGCGGCGGCGCCCGGGCCGGGGCGGCCGCGCGCCCGCGGCGGUUCCCGACGGCGGCGCAACCGGAGGUCAUGCGCGCGGCGGAGAAGGACGACAGCUACGCCGCCCACGUCACCGAGGCCUGCCGCGACGCCUUCCGCCACCUCUUCGGUACCAGGGUUGCCGUCGCUUACCAGAACGAGAUAAAAUUGCUUGGGCAGUCCCUCUAUUACUUGCUAACAACUGGUUCAGGCCAGCAAACACUCGGAGAAGAAUAUUGUGAUAUAUCUCAGGUUGCAACCUCACAUGGGCUUCCGCCGACACCUGCAAGGCGGAUGCUUUUCAUUUUGUACCAAACUACUGUGCCCUAUCUCGCUGAAAGAAUCAGUUCGAGAAUCGUCUCCCGUGGUAUUUACAUGGAUGACUCUCAGCUUGAUAAUCAUCAUGAAAGUGAUAAUCCUAGUAGAGGCAUAACAGAAUCCUCAACAAAUACGAAUGAGUCUUCGAGAAGCUUGAGUUUUUCUAUGCUCUCGAGGUUGAGAAGCAAAGCGCAUGCCUUUUGGCUAUGGGUAGUUCAGAAAUGGCCUUCGAUGCUGCCGCUUGGUCAAGAUUUUAUACAGUUGGCUAUACGGACAAACCUGAUGUUCUUCUACUUUGAAGGAUUAUAUUAUCAUUUUUCAAAGCGAGGAGCUGGUAUUCAUUAUGUGUUCAUUGGUAAGCCAAUGAAUCAGAGGCCCAGGUACCAAAUUUUGGGUAUCUUUUUGCUGAUCCAGUUGUGUAUUCUUGGUGCUGAAAGACUCCGAAGAAGUAACUUGUCAUCAAUAGCUAGUUCCAUUAAUCAAAUUUCGUCCGGAAGCUAUCCUUCAUCUACAGGUCGGAGUGUCCCUGUUGUGAAUGAAGAUGGAAAUAUCAUCAGUGACAUCCGUCAUGGCAAAGCUGUAGAUUUGGCUUCUGGUUCAGAGGCAUCCAGUAGCAAGAGCAAGUGCACUCUCUGUCUCAGUACCCGGCAGAAUCCUACUGCCACAACCUGCGGACAUGUCUUCUGCUGGUAA
Triticum aestivum (bread wheat) is the source of this 2961-nucleotide messenger RNA. Its product is annotated as peroxisome biogenesis factor 10. The record is from RefSeq and is a predicted model, not a curated record. Gene Ontology annotation, cellular component: peroxisomal membrane; nucleus. The transcript is spliced from 11 exons. Lineage: Eukaryota; Viridiplantae; Streptophyta; Magnoliopsida; Poales; Poaceae. Bases 1891 to 2961 code for a protein of 356 amino acids. Gene Ontology annotation, biological process: protein import into peroxisome matrix; reciprocal meiotic recombination; mismatch repair. Gene Ontology annotation, molecular function: mismatched DNA binding; ATP binding; zinc ion binding.